AUGGCGUAUCUGGCGAUAAUACUUUUGAAGCGGACCAAGCCAGACGCGAAAGAGCAUUCAUGGCGGGUGAAAAUGAUGGGCAUAUUUUACAAGCAGUCCACCCCUGCGCGAAGGUGGGCAAUGGUGGUGGAAGAUGUACCUCAGGCCUUGCUGGCAAUGGCCAUUGCUUCUGAGGAGGGCUUCAGCACCUUCGCUUUUGUGGUGAACAUUGGGAUUCCUGCCCUGCGCUUUACUUUGGCUCUGUGGUUCCACAAUACUGUGGCCUGGGAGGUCCGCGAUUGGCUCCUGCAGGAAGCCUUCGAUGCAUGGCGGGCCGGCAGGCUCGAUCGUACAGAGGAAUUCGCCAUCGCCCUCUGCAGACUUCAGCAGGCAUAUCCAACGGAAGACCUGUGGACGAAAUUGGAUCAAGAACGCUUCCAAGCGGCCGUAGAACAGGUUUCAAGGAAGGACAUCCUGCAUGGCAUCAGCUGGUUGCUGAGAAACUUCCACGAGGCCACCGUGGUGGUGGUUGCGCUCGCCUUGAAGCAUCUCCUCGAGGAUGGCACAGUGCUGGCGGUGGACUUGUCGGGCUCACGGCUUGGCGAGGAAGCCUGCGGUGCUCCAGGCGAAGCCCUUUCGAAGCUGCCGGAGGUCACCGACCCGGAGAUCGAUCUUGCGCCUGCGACGGACCAUGGCUAUCGGGCUUUCUCUGACAACUUGGCCAAGAUGCCACGACUCGGCAAACUGAAACUCAAUGUGUUGAAGAGCAGAAUCGGCUGCCAGGCCAUCGCGGAGGCCCAGGCGAGGCUGCCUCAGGACACGGAGCUCGUGCUUCGAUUUGAGCAUAUAAUAUGCUUCACUGGGGAUGUCGCGCAGAUCCGCUUGCUCUACGCGAACGGGAGGUUGCCUCGGCUUUCUGACCAGUCUGGCUGCACGCUCGCGCAUUAUGCAGUUUCAAAUGAUCGGCUGCAUGUCUUGCAGCUGCUUCGGGACCUGGGAGGUGACUUGGAGGCACAAAGCAAGGAUGGCCAAACGCCCGCCCACUUGGCAGCAAGGCUAGGCCUCGGAUGCGACCUCAACAAGGCAAGUAGCGAUGGCUCGACUCCUCUGCACCAUGCAAUUGAGGAAAAGCGGUUGAAGGCGGUGAAGUGCCUCAUUGCUCAAGGGGUGGACCUCAACCGCCCAGGCUUCUGCCGAGCUCACGCCCUGGACUUGGCGUUGGACCGUGGUUUUACCGACAUCGCGGAGCUGCUCCGGGAGGCGGGGGCCCUGCCCGGGCCCCGGGUGCAGCUGGUGGGGCUCAAGAUACUGUAUCCCGAGGUGCCAGGCGGCGUUCCUCGCUGUGGAAAAGCUUUUCUGGUCUGCGGAUUCCCCGAGCUCAGGCGCGGAAGUGGGCGGUUCUACCACGAAAUCUGCCUCCGCAGUCACUUUUCCGAAUCACAGCUGGGCUGGGUGGAGAGUGAAGAGGAUGGAAAAUAUCGUCCCUCUCCCGAUGAUAAUCGUCUGAUUGGGUGGGGCAACCACAAUUAUCGUGGCAAAUGGGGAUAUUUACACCGCAAUGGUUUCACCGUCACCGAGGUGCCUGGCAUGGUCGGUCGCUGGAAGGUGGGAGAUGUGCUUGGUUUUGCGAUGGACCUGGACAGAGGUAUGGUGGGAUUCUUCACGAUGAAUGUGGACGAGACAUCUUGGAAGUUCCGACCGCCAUCAUCCGAAUAUCGGUCCUGGGGCUCCGGAGUGUUCCAUUGGGACUUGGAAGUCAGCAUCCCGGACAGCACCCCAGACAGCGCCCGCAGUGAUGUCUAUUUCCAGUACCACAAAACUCGGAAAACCACCUACGUGGAUCCGCGUAGCUGCCCCGUGGGCUGGGACAUGCGCCUUUCAAAGGAUGGCGAGAUCUACUUCGCCUACCUCCCGGCCAUGCGCACUACGCUUAUCGAUCCGCGAGGUUUGCCAGACAACUUCGAUGCUGCCCUGGAUGACAGCGCCAGGAUGUACUUCAAGAACCAUGAGAACCAGUCCACGACAUGGGAUGACCCUCGGAGUGGCCAGCAGGAG
Symbiodinium necroappetens is the source of this 2034-nucleotide messenger RNA. Lineage: Eukaryota; Dinophyceae; Suessiales; Symbiodiniaceae. The record is from the annotation of a GenBank genome assembly.